AAAAACACUUCAUUUUUAAUCUUCGAAACAAUGUCUGUUUAUUAUCAGUUUAACAUACCUUAACUUGCGCUAUAUAACGCAGAUAAACCUUUGCCAUUUUGUAUUUUGUAAGUGCUGUCUUAUAAGCAAAAAAUAUGAAGGCAGUUUCAGGGUUACUUUUAGUUGUUUUCAUGGCUCUAUCCUGGAGCUGUGGUGUAACAGGAUCCUUGGGAAAAGCCCAGGAAUGUUCGGGUUGUGCGGACGUGUACGAACCUGUUUGUGGCGUUAACGGAAAAGGAAACAGACUAACUUUCGGAAAUGCUUGUGAAGUGGACCAAUUGAAUUGCCUGGAAGAUCAGGAUUACCAAAUCGUCAGACCUGGCGUUUGUUCAAGAUCUGUAAAACCGUUCAUAAGGAAAUCCGGAGGACUAUUUUAAUACCGAUUACGAUGUGCUUCUAACAGUAUACAAGUUUUAUAUAAUUCACGAAGAUAAACGCAAUGACAACAACAAUUAAUAACAUAAAUUCGGAUUAGAAUAAAGUAUCUAACUUGUUUUUUCAUUUUCUUUUAUAUUAAUACAACAUUCAUGACUUU
Messenger RNA from Agrilus planipennis (emerald ash borer), 574 nucleotides. RefSeq names its product serine protease inhibitor Kazal-type 1-like. NCBI's taxonomy places the organism in Eukaryota, Metazoa, Arthropoda, Insecta, Coleoptera, Buprestidae. The transcript is spliced from 5 exons. Gene Ontology annotation, molecular function: protein binding. Bases 135 to 416 code for a protein of 93 amino acids. The record is from RefSeq and is a predicted model, not a curated record.